AAAAGUCGAGAUAAGACGCAUUGAUAAAAAGUUGAAAAAUAAAUAUAAGCAAUGUUUAGACUGGAUGGAUUUUAUUUUUUGUUUACGGUUAUUCUUGUCUUUUGUGACUUCUAAGUCCCCAUGAUUAGUCUUAAGAUAAACAUUACAACAGGCGGUCUCGAAGAAAAUGGUUAAUAAAAUGGCAAAAGCAGAGUGGAUCCUGGAUAAGGUGGGGAUAGCGUGGGGUAUAGCUGGAACACUUCUGCUGAUUGGUUGUUUAUGCUAUUCUCACCUGAAGCGCUGCUGUAAAUGGCUCCGGCACAAAAUUUCCAAGCAAUCCCAUGAUCAUAUCUCAACAGAGUUUCACUUUACUCCAGACGACGUCUCCGAUGGCAUUAUAAUGAGACCAACAUCUAGACCUUUUCAUAAUUACAGAAGAACUACGCUGUCAAGCGAUCAACACGUCGGAAUAUAUGAACAUGAUGAAUGGGAGAACACUGGCUAUGUUGGAGAACUAUUCUCUCCGCCAAGAACUCACUUCAGUCAUCAGAAAAUGCCUAUAAGCACAACUGUGUAAUUAAAACAAAAGCCCAACUUCAAA
Molecule: messenger RNA, 580 nt
Organism: Saccostrea cuccullata (small rock oyster)
Lineage: Eukaryota; Metazoa; Mollusca; Bivalvia; Ostreida; Ostreidae
Exons: 4
Coding region: 167-556 (129 amino acids)
Source: RefSeq, a predicted model, not a curated record